AGUUAUUUAAUAUUUUAAAUAAUAAAUUCAACAUUUUAUUAAUGCUAUGUCUAGUUUUUAUUAUUAUUAUACAAACUGCAUUUCACUCAAGCAUUAAGAGACCAAUAUAAAAAGGAUAUUAGUUGACAUUUAUCGUAUUUCUUUGUAGUUUGUAAUAAUAAUUGAAUGACAAGCUGGACAAUAUAUGUGUAUAUACUUAUGGUAAGUAGUUCACUGGUAAAAGAAGAUGACUGUUACUCGCACUUUACAAUGUGUAACUACAUAACUGUCUAGCAGUUGCUGAUAAGUUCUGUUUGUGCAGUCAUGCUUCCAUUAUCAAUACUGUGUGCAUGUAAUGUUGCUAGUCUUUUAUGCCCAGAGAUACAAUACAACCCAUCAUGUUCGGUGACUAGAGUUCCACGGGAGGAGGCUCUUCAACAAUUUAUUAACAUCACAACUAAUGCCAGUAACAUUGCCCGUGAAACAGUACCACACAGAUUGAAUCUACGCUAUGGCUACAGAAAGGAGCAACUUCUUGAUCUCUAUGGUACUGAUUUACCUCCAGGUGCACCAAUUUUUGUAUACAUACACGGUGGUUUCUGGCAGCGUUUGUCAAAGGAUAUUUCAGCGUAUCCAGUAAUUCCUUUGAGAGAAGCUGGUAUCAAAAGCGCCAUAGUUGGCUAUGACCUGGCACCCAACGUCACUCUUGAUGUCAUAGUCCAAGAGAUCAGGGAGAUGGCAGUUUUCAUUUUGAACAUUGCGAAAGAAGAAAAGACCAAGGACGUCUGGUUUGGAGGACAUUCCUCAGGAGCACAUCUCGCAGCCUCACUGCUGGAGCCUGAUUGGUUCAACUCUCUGGAGCCUUGUCUAAGAAGGAUGGUAAGGGGAAUGGUUCUUAUCAGUGGCAUCUUCGAUGUUACUCCUCUCAUGGAGACUUCAUUCAACGAAAAUCUCAGACUCACCCUAGAGACUGCAAUCAGACAAAGUCCAAUGUUUAAACAUGGAGAUCUACAGUUGCUACGGAGCUUUUCAGUACUUUUAUCUUAUGCAAGACAAGACCCUCCAUCCUUCCAUCGACAGUCUAUUGAGUAUAGAAAGGUGAUAGAGAAGAAGAAUCCAUGGAUCAGAACAAAAUUGGUAGAAAUAAAAGGAGAGACGGAUCAUUUUAAUCUCGUAACAAAUCUGCAAUACCCAAACUACGAGUUAACAAGAGAUAUAAUAGGAUUGAUAAAGAAUAGCCAGUAAUUGAAAACAGAAUUUAAUAUUUAUUGCCUUCUUAAAGCACAUUUAAAGUUUAUAAAUUAAAUUGAGGUCAUGUUUUAUAAUAAACUUCAACACAGUUUCCAGUAUCAUCGAAUAUGAAUCAUAUCAAUGAAUAAUGAAUUUCACCCUACUACCAGUACACCAUCUUUCACUCUUUGAAGAAAAGCCUUCCUACAUCGGAGUGAAGUUUCUGAACCUACUACCAGAGACAAUUAAAGGCCCUAAUGUAAGCAGUACAAGACAGCGUCUAUCGGCUUAGCUUGCAGAGAGACCAUUCUACUCAGUUGGAGAAUUCAUCAAUUAUUGGAGAUCUUCUGCCAUGUUCCAGUUCCAUGACAACCCAUCCCCACACAGUUGACCACCACCACACUCAAAACUUCAUUAAUAUUACACAGUUAUUCCUACUCCUGACGCCUAUUCUGUAUUUGAUGUAUAUGAAUAAAGUACUCUGAUUGAUUGAUAUGUUUAA
Messenger RNA from Homalodisca vitripennis (glassy-winged sharpshooter), 1711 nucleotides. Its product is annotated as kynurenine formamidase-like. Gene Ontology annotation, molecular function: hydrolase activity. NCBI's taxonomy places the organism in Eukaryota, Metazoa, Arthropoda, Insecta, Hemiptera, Cicadellidae. Bases 304 to 1224 code for a protein of 306 amino acids. The transcript is spliced from 8 exons. The record is from RefSeq and is a predicted model, not a curated record.